CACAAUGGAAAACCAAUGGUUCAUUCUCUGGGUGGCUUUGUCUUCACAAAUCGUAUUAGCAGAUGCUGUUAUCCAUCAGAAUGCCAUUGAAAUCUACAGCCUGAACAUUGACUGCAGAGUCACGUCACGGUAUGCCCGCACGGUCAUCACCAGCAGAGUUGUCAACAGGGCAAAUGAAUCUAAGGAGGCUCUUUUUGAAGUAGAGCUACCCAAGAAAGCCUUCAUCACCAACUUCAACAUGACCAUAGAUGGAAAGACAUAUCCUGGAAUAAUCAAGGAGAAAAUGGCUGCCCAAGCUCAGUAUGAUUCUGCCGUUUCACGAGGUCAAAGUGCUGGAUUGGUCAAAUCGGCUGGAAGAAAAUUGGAAAAGUUUAGUGUCUCAGUUAAUGUUGCAGCAGCAGGUAAAGUUACCUUUGCGUUGGAGUAUGAGCAAUUACUUGAUCGAAAGCUAGGGAAGUAUGAAUUGAUCAUCAAGGUCAAGCCCAAACAGCUGGUGAAACACUUUCAGAUUGAUACUCACAUCUUUGAGCCACAAGGUAUAUCCUUCUUAGAAACAGAAAGCACCUUCAUGAGCAAUGAAAUGAAUGAUGCUCUCAUAAAGACACAGGAGGAGACCAAGGCUCAUAUUUCAUUUAAACCAACCUUAAGUCAACAAAGGAAAAGCCCUGAGCUGGAAGAGACUCUUCUAGAUGGAGAUUUCCUCAUACGUUAUGAUGUUAAAAGGAAUGUUGCCAUGGGAGACAUACAGAUUGUGAACGGUUAUUUUGUCCAUUAUUUUGCACCCAGUGAAAUGCCAUCAUUUCCCAAAAAUAUCAUCUUUGUUAUAGAUAAAAGUGGAUCUAUGAUUGGCAAUAAAAUUCAGCAGACAAAAGCGGCCUUGGGAAAGAUUUUGGAAGACCUGAAUCCUGAAGACCAUUUUAAUUUAGUUGUCUUUAGUAGUAUCAUUUCAAAGUGGCACCCCACUUUGUUGCAAGCCAAAAAGGAGAAUGUGGAAUCAGCUAAACAGUAUGUUCAGGCCAUUGAUGCUCUAGGAGCAACGGAUAUUAAUGAAGCUCUUUUGACAGCCAUUAAUUCUCUGGAUGAAGCCAGCCGUACAGAGUUAUUGCCAGAAAAAAGUAUUUCAAUGAUCAUUUUGCUGACAGAUGGUCAACCCACUGUUGGUAUAACAGACACUAAAAAAAUACAAGAAAACAUAAAGAAAGCCAAUCAAGAAAAAUAUUUCCUCUACUGCCUUGGCUUUGGAUUUGAUGUAAGCUAUAAUUUUCUGGAGAAGAUGGCCUUAAACAACUGGGGAAUUGCUCGACGUAUAUAUGAGGACUCAGAUGCAGCCCUUCAGCUCCAGGGCUUUUAUAAUGAAGUGGCUAUUCCCAUCCUGAAGGAGGUUAAAAUGAAUUAUCUCGGCAAUGCUAUAGUGGAAGUUACUCAGAAUAAUUUCAAGUUGCUGUAUGAUGGCUCUGAAAUUGUAGUUGCUGGAAAACUUAACAGUGAAAAUGAUACUUUUUCCUUGGAAGUAAAAGCUGAGGCACACGGAAGCAACUUGACCCUGAGAGAAAAUGCUAAUGUCACAGAAAAAGCACAAGUGUUUGAGCAUCAGAAAUACAUAUUUGGAAAUUUCAUUGAAAGAUUAUGGGCCUACUUAACAAUUCGACAACUAUUAGAGAAGUCCAUUUUGGCUGAAGCAGCACAGCAAAAAAAUCUGGAAAGGCAAGCAUUAAACCUCUCCCUGAAGUACAGCUUUGUAACACCCAUGACUUCCAUGGUGGUCACUAAGCCAGAGGCUGAGGAAGUGGCUAACAAACCAACAGAAGCAGAUAAUGAGCAUUUCCAGGGAUAUGGAAUGAGAGGUCUACCCACUGGUAUGCAGCCGAUUUCUUCCCCUGGAGCCUCUAGAAAUAUUCCUGCAUAUGACAGCCAUCUUUUCCAUUCAUCUGCAGUCCCAGAACGUUUAACCUCAAUCUCAGCAUCGCGCCAAGUUGCCAAGACGCCAAACGUACAUUUCGAAAGGAAUUUCCAAUCAAGAACUCGUGAAAGCAGGACUUCAUAUCCCCAUUUCCUUUUGCAACUGUCUAGUGAAAAUGUUUCAGUUUGUUUAACUAUUAAUGGACAGUCACAAACACCCUUAAAUCUGCUGUCUGAUCCAAAGAAAGGGAUCCAGGUGACUGGCAAGCUUGGUGAAAACAUGCACUUUACAGAGUUUGAAAUAACCUAUCCAAGGCUUAACGUGACAGUAAAGGUGUCAACAGAACGAAUUAUACUGAAGAGUAAUGGCUCUAUACACUCUUUUGUGUGGACAAUAACAGAAUCUUUAACACUUGAAGGGCUAAAAAUUAUACUUACGAAUGGAGAAAGUCUUUUUCUGUCAGGACCAGACAACAUUGCAACCAAAAUUUUCUAUAUACCUUCCCCACUUGAUUGCCUUGGAUUGUACUUUGAGAAUAGUGAUGAUUUUUCUAACCAAGUUACUGGACUUCUUGGUCAGUUUUUCUCUAAUACCCAUUUUGAAGGACAUUCUGGCCGAAGGAGAAACAUUAACGUGCAGGGAAAGCUCCAUAGGGCCAUUAGGACACAUAAGAAGGAUUAUAGAACUGGACUGAAUAAAACUGAAGUUACCUGCUGGUCACUGGAAAUAAAUUCUUAAAAAAAAAAAGAUUGUUAUUGUUUACUGUCCAUGAUGUUAUUAAAUGGCAUAAAGUCCCCCACAUCUUUUUCAGUUUAACUUUGUUUAAUUAGAUUAUGGGCAUAAGAGUUAGUGGUCACACAGGUUGAAUGAAAUUGUUAGUGCCAUUAAAACUCGGUACAUCAUGGAAACCUAAAUACAAAGAACUUACUUUGUUUUCUAAGGAAAAUAAACCUAUUCUUGUCCUUACUAA
Python bivittatus (Burmese python) is the source of this 2870-nucleotide messenger RNA. RefSeq names its product inter-alpha-trypsin inhibitor heavy chain H4. Gene Ontology annotation, biological process: hyaluronan metabolic process. The record is from RefSeq and is a predicted model, not a curated record. Gene Ontology annotation, molecular function: serine-type endopeptidase inhibitor activity. NCBI's taxonomy places the organism in Eukaryota, Metazoa, Chordata, Lepidosauria, Squamata, Pythonidae.